UUUAAGUAUUGAAAUUGAAUUUAAAAUAUUCUUAGUUAAUCUAUUGAUUCUAAAAUUCCUCCUUCUACCUUUAUAGCUCAAAUUUACAUUUACUACUAACAACCCUUUGUUAAACCAUAAUUAGAGAUUUUAUUUAUUAUGUGGUAGUUUUGUAUUGAUGGUAAAUUAAAUUAAUUAAAAUAUUGUUAUCUUAUAUCAAACUCCGGCGUCCGGCCCAACUAAAACUGUCGACCAAUCCAAUCUAUUAAACCCGAAGAAACUUGUUCAUGUAUGCUUUUGUGCAUAAGUGUAGUAGGAUCAUCACAAGGCGAGUUAUCUGCAAUUUGUGGUAUCUGCUAGGGCCAGUUGCAUUCUUGAUUUGCUCAAUUUGCUUGCAGAAACAAAUGCAAUCGCUAUUAAAUCCCAUCAUCUUUUCUAACCAUUGUAACAGCAAAUUCAUUCUUAUUAUUAUUGUCAUCAGCAGUAGUACAACUGAAUUGAGAGCUGGAACUCUUCAAUCAUCAAAAAGAUUCUUGUCAUGGAAGAGGAAAAGAUUGGCUAUGGUCUGCCAGUUUGGUCCAUUAAAUUUAGGACUCCAAUAUGCAGAGUAAAAGAUUCCAAGGUGAAAUAGAAAAACACUGAUGAAAUGCGCUAUCCACAAGUCUCAUCAACUACAUGUGAGAAACAUGUCAGUAUUUAUUUAAAAGCGCUCCGGUAGUUUUAGUUGGGUUCAAGUUUGAUUAUAAGAAUUUACUAAAAUUUCUAAUUAUGGUAAGGGUAAAUUUGGGUCGUAAAGGUGGAUGGAUGGAAGGAUAUUUUAGAGCCGAUAAGUUAACGAAAGGUAUUCUAGGGCCAAUUUCAAUACUCGAAGACCCUUUUUGUAUAAUAUUAUCACACCAUAUAACACUGUCACACCAUGUUAAUAGUCAGUUGUUACCUGUAACUGAUUCCCAAAUUGGCUAAGCUAACCAUUGCUCUUCCUUCUAUAAAAUUUAAUAACAACUUCCCUUUGCCCAACUAACUACUUUCUUCUCCAUCAUUCUUUCUUUCUUUCUGAGAUCCCAAUGGAUUGCAUUCGGUUAACCUCUGAAUCUCCAUAUGUUCUUCUGCUUAAUGCUGCUUUCUUGAUACCCAUCGCUCAUUAUGUACUGGCAUUUCUGUUUUUACUCUCUUUAUUCCUUUACAAUUUCGUGGAAAUGUACUUCAUACAAGAAUUAUUCACUGCAUUUAGGGGACAACGUGUCUCUUUGACCUUUAAUUCUUCUUGUGACCUCUAUCAAGAAGUUGUUUCCAAGUGUAAAAUGCUCCAUGGCAGGUUUUCUUCUACUCCAUGGCUUUGCAGUCCUCAUCUUCAGACUGUUUUUUUGCAGUUGUUUGAAAGAAUACCUGCUUGCAACUAUCAAAGACAGAUAUUUAAAACAACUGAUGGUGAGACAAUUGCUCUGGAUUGGCUACGGAAUGUGGAUGUUAAAAAAACAUACAAGGAAGGUUCUGAUGGAGUUCCGAGUGAUGAUAAAACUCCCAUCAUUUUGGUGAUUCCUGGUUUAACAAGCGACUCUAAUUCUGCUUACGUCAAGCAUCUUGCUUUAAAGAUGACUAAAUCUGGAUGGAAUGUUGUCGUGAGCAAUCAUCGGGGUCUCGGGGGAUUGUCAAUAACUGUGAGUACUCCUUCCUUAAGCAAAGAUUUAAUCUCUUCCAGUUGAGUUCACUUUAUCAAUGCCGUGAACUUUCUAAUUUUGUGUUGCUGUCGCGUCAGAUUGUUUUGAUCUGGAACUGCCUUAUUAAUAUUUCAAAAGCACAAAAUUGUAAGAUUAGGUGCAUAGCUGCACAACGUUGAAGAAUUUCUUUUCCCGCUCCUUUCACCAAGUAAAUCUUAUGUGUUACAGCUUCAUAUUAGCAACCUAGAGAUACAGAUAUUCUGUGCAUUAAUAUAUUUGCAGCAUCCUGCAGAAGUAAUCGGUCAUAAGGAAUAAAUUGAGCAGUAGUUUUUUAUUCAGAUGGGGAUCAAAGUACUGUACUUGCUUUCCUGGUCAAAGUGACACUUAUGAAUGAAGUUUCCUGUAGGUUGAUCGUAGUCUUUGCUCAAGGAAUAUGUUUAUUUUAGUUAUCAUGUCUAAGGAAAUACAGUAGUCCCCUAUAUGCCACAG
Messenger RNA from Capsicum annuum, 2126 nucleotides. RefSeq names its product embryogenesis-associated protein EMB8. Gene Ontology annotation, molecular function: monoacylglycerol lipase activity; short-chain carboxylesterase activity. The transcript has 5 exons. Bases 1044 to 1682 code for a protein of 212 amino acids. The record is from RefSeq and is a predicted model, not a curated record. NCBI's taxonomy places the organism in Eukaryota, Viridiplantae, Streptophyta, Magnoliopsida, Solanales, Solanaceae.